Molecule: messenger RNA, 1672 nt
Organism: Condylostylus longicornis
Lineage: Eukaryota; Metazoa; Arthropoda; Insecta; Diptera; Dolichopodidae
Exons: 4
Coding region: 84-1478 (464 amino acids)
Source: RefSeq, a predicted model, not a curated record
GCCACCAAGCUGAAUUUAUUUCCAAAAAUUUUGAUUCGGAAAAGCAUUACAAAACAAUUCUUAAUGUUUUAUGCUUUUCAAGUAUGCCGAUUGAAAUAUAUUUUUAUUUUUUUUGUGAAGUUUUUGAGCAUAAAAAUAAUUAUAAAACACUAAGAAUUGUUUUUGUAAUUUUUUCCGAUUCAAAAUUUCGGAAAAAAAUUCAACUUGGUGGCCUGAUAGACAUAUAUGUCAUUAACACAUGUAUUAUUCAUAUUCAUCAUAAUAUCGUCGAGUUAAGAGAAUUUGGCAGUACGUAUUUGUUUUCCUUAAUUUUUUGCAAAAUCAGAACACGCAUAAAAAGUGGUAAAAAUAUAAUGGAUUCAACAAAUAAUCAGAAAGGAGGUGAAAUGUUAGGAGUUUCUCGAAGCGGUCGGAUUAGAAAAAAAUCUUCAAAACUAAUGGAUUUUCAAAAUCCAGAUGAAAUUGAUACUAAACCAAAAAAAAACCGGAAAGUUACCCUUCAAUCAGUUGCAACUGAUGAAUCUGAAAGUGUGUCGGCUUCAGAAGAUGAUUCUGAUGAUAUAGAACAAGGUGUUGAGGCAGAAGAAGGAGAAUUAGACGAAAGUUUGGUGGAUCCAACUGUACGAAAAAGUUUAUACAUGCAAGAAAAAUUCAAUAAAAAAAAGGUACUUAAGGACGGGAAGGUUGUGUAUGGAAAAUCGACAAGAAAAGAUAAAGGAAAAACUCGAAUUACAGCUUAUAUGCUAUGGUGCCGAGAAAAUCGUUCUAACAUGAAACAAACUGAUUCAGGAGAUCAAACAAGAAGGUUGGCUGAAAUGUGGGCUAAUGUUCCAACACAAGAAAAAAUUAUAUGGCGCCGAAAGGCAAAGCGUUUGGCAAAUAAAAACAAAAAACAAGACGCUAAAUUAAACCAAGGUAAUAUUAAUAAAAGUAACAGUACUUGUUUGUUAUUCAGAACAUCCAGUUACAUAAAUCGAUCACCAUAUGCACCCACAGGAAACCCUGUUGGACGACCACCAAAACGGGUACAGCAAAUUCCAAAUAAUAAACCGCAAGAUCACUUUGGAAACUCUUCCGCGAAAGAAAUUAGUAAAAGAGAACUGGAAGAAAAGGAGUUGCAAGACACAUUAGAGGAGACAGCAUUUUCAAUAUUUCAAACAUCACCUGUUAAGAAUGCACCCCAAAUACAACCAGGGGUUUAUAAGGUUACGGGAUUGGAGCCUUUAGAUGUUGCUGCACAUUUAAAUUUACUCGGGGAAAGUUUAAGCAUUAUCGGUGAGCGGCUGAAGGAGCACGAGGGGCAAAUUACAGUUAGUGGAAGCUUAUCAGUUUUACUUGAUAGUUUACUGUGUUCUCUUGGACCAUUAAUGUGUUUAACUUGUUCAAUUCCAAACGUUGGUACAGAUACAGACAAAAAAUUGCGCGAUAAUAUGCACAAAACUUUAGACAACAUUGCCUAUAUAAUGCCUGGACUUUAAGAGUAUUAUAUGAAUAAUAUUGUAAAUUAUAGGAUUAAAUGUAAAUUAUAAGAUUAUUUAUUUUUAUAAAACAUUUUUUCAAUAAAACUAAACACUAUUUUUAUAAAUUCAGUUUUUAUAUUGAAUAUACAUACAAUAAAAUGUAUAUUAAAUAUGUAAUAAAGAAUAUCACUUCAAAAAAAAUAAAACUUGUA